This is a messenger RNA of Pseudoliparis swirei, 2302 nucleotides long. RefSeq names its product DET1- and DDB1-associated protein 1-like. Gene Ontology annotation, cellular component: Cul4-RING E3 ubiquitin ligase complex. The transcript is spliced from 5 exons. Bases 282 to 587 code for a protein of 101 amino acids. NCBI's taxonomy places the organism in Eukaryota, Metazoa, Chordata, Actinopteri, Perciformes, Liparidae. The record is from RefSeq and is a predicted model, not a curated record. Gene Ontology annotation, biological process: positive regulation of proteasomal ubiquitin-dependent protein catabolic process.
AGCAAGUUAGCUUCGAAAGGACGUUCAAUUUCUUUUUGUGUGUAGUUGCCGUUCACAGAGCGGAAGUAACCCGCUGAUUGAAGGGAAGUGAUGCGAUCACAUUGACGUCAUCCAUAGUCGAGGUGUUAUAGGAGUCGCAACGAGGUGUCGAGCGGGUAAACAUACCGGUGUCUUGGCCACGACAAAGACAACACGGCUUAACGUCAGUGGCUACCUCGGCGAGCUAAGGCACGUCCGCUCCGUUUCACUGUUACCGAGCGACGAGCGCGACUCGAACAGACAUGGAGAAGUCAAAUUUCCUGAAAGGACUACCAGUCUACAACAAAAGCAACUUUAGCAGGUUCCACGCAGACUCUCUAUGUAAAGCAUCAAACCGUCGACCAUCUGUGUAUCUUCCAACACGAGAAUAUCCAUCAGAGCAGAUCAUAGUCACAGAGAAGACGAGCAUCCUAUUGCGAUAUCUUCAUCAACAGUGGGACAAAAAGAAUUCAGUUAAACGGGAGCUGGAGCAAGGAGAAGGGGAGAACACGGCGCCUCCACGGAAAAUUGCCAGAACAGAAAGUCGGGAGCUGGAUGAGGAUUCGUGAACGGCCGUGCUGCCGAUGCACAGCCAGCCGAGACGGACCAAUUCAAACUAAAUGCAAAAACAGAUGCAGAAUAUAUGUUCGCAAAUCCAGGCCUUGACACUGAAGCACACAGGGAUUGAUACUUUGCAGACCAUAGGCAGCAUGAUAAUAAUUUAAAAAAAAUAUUUGUCUUAAUCUUUUAAAAAAUCUUUUUUUUUCAGAAUUCCUCUUCAACCAAAAUCAUUUUUGCCCAGUUUAUUUACUACUUUCACCCAGUGUUCUCUUUUGUUCCAAGACACCUUUGCCUCAAAUGUCAGUGUUUGUGGUUUGAAAAUAACACCUACCUCCUGAUUCCUCAUUCCCUCAUUGCUUUUCCUUCACUUAAGCUCACACCGUUUUCUUUUACAUAUGUAGCUCCUCUGGGGAGGGUUUACAGCUGUAGUUAUUCAUAGCUUCUCUGAGAUAUGCACAUAGUCUAAGUCUACGUAAGUGGCAUGCCAUCUGUUAUUACUCCGACUCCAUAAUUUUGUUUUGAAUUGCAUAAGGACUAGUCCAUACAAUGUUAUUUUGGCUUAUCUUUGAUGUGAUUACUGGUAUUGUGUUUGUUAUGGACGGGUGCUGAAAGAUGUUCCUGUUUGCUCUUUCUUUUAAUGAUUUAUGGCCUUAAAUGGAAUUAAGUGUUUUAAUGUCUUAGAGUGAACCCCUCGGUUUACAUCGUCGUUUCAGGUGAAGAAGUGAACUGCAAGCCAGUUGAAUGGAUGUUAUCGUGUCUAUGAAGACAUAUUCAAGCCAAUAGUCAAACUGGAGGAUGCAAACUGUUUUUCUACAGUAAGACAUGCAGAUUGUGUAGCCAUGUUCCAAGUUUGAUGCUCAGUAGUUUGAGAUCACCAUGUUAUAAGCAGUGUGUGUAUCUUUGUAAUUACAACAUUUGCACAAUAGUCUAUGGAUGAGCUGAUGACUGCAGAUAGAAAUCAAUUUAAAAUGUAUCAGUACCGCUGUCGAUCCUUGUUAUACAUGUGCCGUUCACAGUAACUCGCAUAUUGACAUUGAGGAAAUGUUUGUUUGGAUUGACAGCUGGACAAAAUAAACCGCUCAGAGUGGCUGGAGCUCAUCGUACAGUUCUGUAUAUCUGGAUAGUAUGUAUGUUGUGAUUGUUUUGACCCUUUUAUCAGGUAACAAGACAAUGACUCACUGAUUGUUGUAUUCACCAGAUUUAGCCAUAUUGGUAUUUCAUGUUUAGACAAUUUGUUGUUGAUAUUGGAGGGAUGCAAGCCAGUUCAGUUGAUUUUGCUUCAUUUUCUUUUCACCUUUGAAAAAACCUCAUGUUUUGUGAAUCUAUAAAGAUUAAUCUGAUGCAAAUUGUGUUUGCAGCAUGUUCAAUGUUUGGCAAGAUGGAAAUUUGAGUCUAUUAAUUUACUUUUGUACUUUUGUUACCUUUGGCGGUCAGAAGAUUUACAGAGUGAAUGUGCAGUUUGGCUGCUUAUGUAAUUAGAAUACACACAAGUUCCUCAUGUAUGAGUUUAAACCAGAAACAUGCAUUUUAUUUCCCUGGCACUCUAUAGAAGAGUGCGCUAACUCUUCUUGUGUCAAACGGUUUGUAUUCUAUCACCUAAUUAAUUUGGGAAUGUGGUUAUUGUUAAAUGCUUUGCCUUUGAGUUCAUGUAUAACUGUACUGUCAAUCUCAGAGCUUGUUCUUAUAAAGAUUACACUAUGACACAGUGAAGGCUUAAAGUCAA